GUAAAAAUUUUUAUUUUUUGUUUUCAUUCUAUUUUUGGCAUGAAGUAAUAAAAAGAACUGAUAUUCUUGUGCAGCUCCAGGAAGUGUUUGGUGACUUCUUUAGUGAAACCAAAAAAAAAAAUGUCAAAAUAUAAAAGUACCAGUGAAGAGAUUAAAGAGGAAAGAAAAUUAAAAAGAACAACAACAGCAAGAAAAUCAAUACAAAAUGUACCCAGUGAACCGCCGGCAAAAUGGGAAGGAAAAAUCUAUAAACUUAUAGAUGGCACAAAUUUCGAUAGCUACCUCGCAGCUUUAGGUGUUGGUCCUGUUUUGCGUAAAAUUGGCAACUCUGUGCGACCAGUAAUUGCUCUGCGUAAAAACGGCAAAUAUUACUCGUUAAUAAUUGCUUCUGAUUUUACGACGACAAUACAACGCUUCGAGCUGUGCAAGCCCUUCGAUGAGUUCACGCUAGACGGUCGGCUUAUGCGUACAACCAUGUCGCUAUUCAAUAACGUACUCAUCCAGCAUCAAAUGGGCGAUAUACCUUCAACGAUAGUGCGGGAGUUUCACGAAGACAAAAUGAUUGCCAAGUAUAUGGUGAAAGAUGUUGAGGCAGUGCGUGUAUUCCAAGCGGCGGAUGAGGAAAUGUGUAGACUGAUUUGGGAGGCAAAUGUAGCUAAGCGAUAUCGUUAAGGGGAAAAGUUGCAUUGUGUGAGUUCGACGGUGUGUAGGAGUCGCAAGUCGACAGUCAAUUUUGCUUCAAGGCAAUUACACUUGGUAACAGUAGAGAGCAAAUUACUGUUACUUUGCGUCACUGCAGUUUGGAACUCACAAAUGUGGACUUCUCUCUCAAUAUUUGUUUCCUAAAUUCUUUGUAAGGUGAGCUUCUGCAUCAAGUUUUUUUUUUUGGAAAUUUUAAUGUUUUUUGUAACGUGUUUUAAUGUAUGUAUAUACAAAAAA
Molecule: messenger RNA, 939 nt
Organism: Ceratitis capitata (Mediterranean fruit fly)
Lineage: Eukaryota; Metazoa; Arthropoda; Insecta; Diptera; Tephritidae
Product: probable fatty acid-binding protein
Exons: 1
Coding region: 121-672 (183 amino acids)
Biological process (GO): fatty acid transport
Cellular component (GO): cytosol; nucleus
Molecular function (GO): fatty acid binding
Source: RefSeq, a predicted model, not a curated record